Populus nigra (black poplar) is the source of this 1542-nucleotide messenger RNA. Its product is annotated as cell division protein FtsZ homolog 1, chloroplastic. Gene Ontology annotation, biological process: cell division; chloroplast fission; microtubule-based process. Lineage: Eukaryota; Viridiplantae; Streptophyta; Magnoliopsida; Malpighiales; Salicaceae. The record is from RefSeq and is a predicted model, not a curated record. Gene Ontology annotation, molecular function: GTPase activity; GTP binding. The transcript is spliced from 6 exons. Bases 122 to 1354 code for a protein of 410 amino acids. Gene Ontology annotation, cellular component: microtubule; chloroplast; cell division site.
ACAAGAAGAAAAUGUGAAAUAUUUAUAAAACUUAAAAAACCCUAAUAAAACCUCUUCUUGUCUCUCACUCGCUUUUUGUUCUCUCAUAAACCAAAAAUAUUUGCAAUUAGAAAGACAAGAUAUGGCAACACUUCAACUUCAACUAGCAAACCCCAACACAUCGUCUCCUUCAUUUUCAACAUCAUUUCAGAAACAACUAUGCCGUUUCUCUCAGAGAAGGAGACUGUCAUCAUCGAAACAUGGCAGUGUAAGCUGUUCCUUUGCCCCCAUGGAGUCUGCCAAGAUAAAAGUUGUUGGUGUUGGUGGCGGUGGCAACAAUGCCGUUAAUCGCAUGAUAGGCAGCGAUUUGCAGGGUAUCGAUUUCUACGCCAUAAACACGGAUGCUCAAGCACUUGUACAGUCCGCUGCACAGAACCCACUUCAAAUUGGAGAGCUUUUGACCCGCGGACUAGGUACUGGGGGGAAUCCGCUUUUGGGAGAACAAGCAGCAGAGGAAUCAAAAGAUGCUAUAGCAAAUGCGCUAAAGGGGUCAGACCUUGUCUUUAUAACAGCUGGUAUGGGUGGAGGUACGGGAUCCGGUGCUGCCCCAGUUGUAGCUCAGAUAUCAAAGGAGGCAGGAUAUUUGACUGUUGGUGUGGUUACGUAUCCUUUCAGCUUCGAGGGGCGAAAAAGAUCCUUGCAGGCAGGUGAGGCUAUUGAAAAAUUGCAAAAAAAUGUGGAUACUCUAAUAGUGAUCCCCAAUGACCGCCUGCUUGAUAUUGCUGAUGAGCAGACACCCCUCCAGGAUGCUUUCCUCCUGGCUGAUGAUGUUUUACGGCAAGGAGUGCAAGGAAUUUCAGAUAUUAUUACUAUACCUGGACUAGUUAAUGUGGAUUUUGCAGAUGUAAAGGCAGUGAUGAAAAAUUCAGGUACUGCAAUGCUUGGAAUUGGAGUUUCCUCCAGCAAAAAUCGUGCUGAAGAAGCAGCUGAACAAGCAACUCUGGCGCCCCUGAUUGGUUCAUCAAUCCAGUCAGCUACUGGAGUGGUAUACAAUAUUACUGGAGGAAAGGACAUAACAUUACAGGAAGUGAAUAGAGUGUCACAGGUUGUGACCAGUUUGGCUGAUCCAUCUGCAAACAUAAUAUUUGGGGCUGUUGUUGAUGAUCGUUACAAUGGGGAGAUUCAUGUGACUAUUAUUGCUACUGGCUUCUCACAGUCAUUUCAGAAGUCACUUCUAACAGACCCGAAGGCUGCAAAACUGGUAGACAGAAUGUCAGGGAGUCAAGAAGCCAAGGGAAUUCCAGUUCCUCUCAAGUCCUCGACCUCAUCUUCCACUGUUCCAACCAGACCAUCUCCCAGAAAGCUCUUCUUUUGAUUCUUUGUUUUUAGUUUGGGGAGAGGCGAGAUUUAGCUGUGUAUUGAUUGCUAAGCUCAAUCGAGUAAUUUAUCUCCGAGUAUGUUUGCCUUCUCCGAGUAUAUCGGGGUCCUCGUGGAAUAUGCCAGUGGAAACCUUGCAAUUUCUUCAUGAUAUUUCCGACUAGUGUCUGCACAUUCUUGUUGAAA